Molecule: messenger RNA, 1547 nt
Organism: Daucus carota subsp. sativus
Lineage: Eukaryota; Viridiplantae; Streptophyta; Magnoliopsida; Apiales; Apiaceae
Exons: 6
Coding region: 334-1242 (302 amino acids)
Molecular function (GO): phosphoprotein phosphatase activity
Source: RefSeq, a predicted model, not a curated record
CUGUAGCCUGUAUAGUAGUGUGACAAUCCCAAGAAAAGAAUAAAAAUAUAAAACCCAUUUCCCCUCAUGUCUUUUCACUUCAUUUCACAAAAUCAAAGGGCGCGUCUCUCUCACUCUCCACCUCUUCUCUCUAUCUAUCCAUCCACCGGUUCAUCGAGGCACCACCUUGACCACACCCCCUGACUCAAUACAAAACAAAACACACCUCUACACACAGCUUCAUGUAUCUAUCUAUUUUUAGAAAGAGAAACGAUUUCUAGAGAGAGAAACUGACUGGAACAAACUGAAAACAAACCAUAAGCACUGGGAUUGACUCUGAUUGGGGGUUAAUUUAUGGCGGAGCUAGGGAGCGGUGAAGUGUACGCGCCGCCGCGGACGAUACAGGCGUGGAAGACGAUACUCAAUUGGUUGAGUUUCUUCUUUCAGAUCUUUUUGCAGAUCAUUAUUAAGGCGUCGCCGUCGAAAUUCUCGCAACUGGUCUCCACGACGGCGUUUAGGCCGUUGCCUGAUGUUGAAUUGUCUGAGUUGACUCAGGAGGAUGCGCCGCCGACGGCGGCGGUGACGGUGGAGGAGCCUGGUGGGAGGCGGGACUGGCCGUCCGAGAAACUUACGGUGGUACUUGACUUGGAUGAAACUUUGGUAUGUGCAUAUGAAACAUCUAGCCUGCCUGCUAUUCUUCGUGAGCAGGCCACGGAAGCUGGGUUGAAGUGGUUUGAGUUGGAAUGUAUAUCUUCUGACAAGGAAGUUGAAGGAAAGCCCAAGGUCAACUAUGUAACAGUGUUUGAACGUCCUGGACUGCGUGAAUUCUUAAAACAACUCAGUGAAUUUGCAGAUCUUGUGUUAUUUACUGCAGGACUUGAAGGCUAUGCCAGGCCACUUGUUGACAGAAUUGAUGAUAUAAAUUGCUUAAGUCGCAGGCUUUAUCGGCCCUCAACGAUUAGCACGGAAUAUAGAGAGCAUGUAAAGGAUCUAUCCUGUAUAUCAAAAGAUUUUUGCCGAAUUGUUAUUGUUGACAACAAUCCAUUCAGUUUCUUAUUGCAACCGGUGAAUGGAAUUCCAUGCAUUCCAUUUUCUGCUGGUCAACCUCAUGAUGAACAGCUUUUGCAGGUCCUCCUUCCACUCCUCAAACACCUAUCACAGCAACAAGACGUGAGGCCUGUACUAUAUGAAAGGUUCCACAUGCCAGAAUGGUUUCAAAAGCACGGAAUUCCUGCUUGUGCUCCAGGAUUAAGGAUAACUUAAGUACAUUGUAUGCAUAGGAAUUUCUCCUCCACCUCAGAGGCAACUAAGCUGGUACUCUCUGCAUAAGGGCAUCCUGACCUCAUUAGAACACAAAAUUUUUGUAUAGCAUCAUUUAUACACCAGAGGCACGGUGAUAACCCCCAUUCAUUACUUGUAACAAAGCUUUCCCUACUAUUUUAUGCCAAUAUGUGAAAACUCAGAAUCUUUGUAGCAUUAUUUAAAGAUGGCAAUGGUUAAAUAUGUAUGCUUUAAGUGCUGUAACCUGUUCUUUGAUCAAUAAUUAAUCCUACUUUGCAUUAUCAUAA